Molecule: messenger RNA, 918 nt
Organism: Aegilops tauschii subsp. strangulata
Lineage: Eukaryota; Viridiplantae; Streptophyta; Magnoliopsida; Poales; Poaceae
Source: RefSeq, a predicted model, not a curated record
CGAUCUCUCCUCUCUCUCGGCAGAACGACCAACACAGAAAAGAGGAAGCAGAGCAGAGGGCCGCCGGAAAAGGGAAGAGGAGAAUGGCGCCGGAGCUGAGCUCCAUCGCGAGGAUGCUCCGCGGCGAGGCGGGGAAUGGUAGGGGCGGCGCCGCGAAGCCGUCCGAGAUGGUGACCAUGGAUCUGCUCGGCGGGUGCGGCGGCGACGCCGGCGUGGAGGGCGAGGUCGUCGACCUGGAGGCCAAGGUGCCCGCCGGCUGGGAGAGACGGCUCGACCUGCUGUCCGGCAAGACGUUCUUGACUCCUCAUCGCCACCAGGCCACCCAAGACGGCCACCAGGACCUCAACCUGCCUCCCACGGCAUCCACCGCCGCCGCCGUCACCAGCACCUCCGCUGCGUUCUGCACCCUCGACAUGGUCCGCUACGCCCUAGAGCGCGCCACCGCCGCGCGGUCCGCCACCUCGCCGGACACGUCCUCCUCCUCGUUGGCGUCCACCUCAUCCUCGUCCUCCUCGCUGGGAAAGCGCAGCCGCUCGCCGCCUUCAAACACGGCGUCGCCCGCCGCGAACCCGGCCAUGCGCGCGUGUGCGUGCCCGUCCUGCUUCACGUACGUGCUCAUUGCCGAGGCCGACCCCUGGUGCCCGCGGUGCGCGUCGAAGGUGCCGCCGCUCCCCAGUAAGCCCGCUGCCCACAGCAGCGGGAAGAAGCCUAGGAUUGACCUGAAUGCUGACGCCGAUGAGACCGAGUGAACGCGAAAAGAUGAUAGACAAUUGGAAUUUUUUCCUUUAUGGAAAAGUUUUGUCCAGUCAUUAGUUUGUUACUUCUUAGAAUAUAUCAUCAGAAGCAGUUACAUGUUCAGAAAAUUAUGAUCAUAAUUCGUAAGGCCAAAAGAUGAAAGACAGAUGGAUUUUUUCUUUU